Messenger RNA from Colletotrichum fioriniae, 2049 nucleotides. RefSeq lists its product as uncharacterized. Gene Ontology annotation, biological process: amine metabolic process. Gene Ontology annotation, molecular function: copper ion binding; quinone binding; primary methylamine oxidase activity. The record is from RefSeq and is a predicted model, not a curated record. NCBI's taxonomy places the organism in Eukaryota, Fungi, Ascomycota, Sordariomycetes, Glomerellales, Glomerellaceae.
AUGUCAGCACCACACCCCCUCUGCCCCCUCUCGGGUGCGGAGAUCAAAGCCGCAGCCCAGGUGAUCCAGACUGCUUGGCCAGCAUCCGUUUCUCUUCGGUUCAAGGUGGUGACUCUCAGUGAACCCGCCAAGGGAGAACUGGCACCUUACUUGGACGCAAAGGAUAAGGGACUGUCCGCCACUCAACCUGAUCGCAGGGCGUUCCUUGCGUACUACAUCCGGGGAACAGACCUCUUCCAUGAAGCAGUAGUCAAUCUGACAAGCGGAAAAGUUGAGAGCAACCUCAAGCUCGGAGCCAAUGUCCACGGCAACGUCGACUACGAUGAGGCUCAGUUGGUCGAGAAAAUCGCACUUGAGGAUCCCAAGGUCCUUGCCGAAAUUAAGAAACUCGAGCUACCUGAAGGCACAGUCGUCUGCGCUGACCCUUGGAUCUACGGAUCUGAUGGUGUCAACGAUGAUGCCCGUCUGUAUCAGGUUUUCCUCUAUAUGAGAGACCCCAACAAUUCAUCCGAGCCCGACUCUAAUCACUAUGCUUUCCCGUUACCCAUUCUUCCCGUGGUGGAAUGUAACGAGUACAAGAUUAUCCGCAUUGAUAUUCUCCCCACUGGUGCGGAUAACACCAUCAAGCCUCUUAGCCCUUACACACCUAAGCCAGGAAACGAGUACAUUCCUGAGGCUCAGAACCUCCGAAAAGACCUCAAGCCUCUCCAGGUUGUCCAACCCGAGGGACCUAGUUUCACCGUUACACCGGUGGGAGAGACCGGCAAUGUGCUCACGUGGCAGAAGUGGAGUUUCUUCAUCGGCUUCAACCAGCGCGAAGGUAUGGUGUUGUACAACGUCAAGUAUGAUGGCCGUCCACUAUUCUAUAGACUGUCGCUCUCAGAGAUGAGUGUGCCCUAUGGUGACCCGCGUCAUCCCUUCCAUAAAAAAGCCGCUUUCGAUCUCGGCGAUGCGGGCGCUGGAGCCACUGCCAACAACCUACAGCUGGGCUGUGACUGCCUAGGAAGCAUUCAGUACCUCAGUGGUGUCAUUUCCGAUGACCGCGGUCAGCCGGAGUCCAGAGAAAACUGCAUCUGCAUCCACGAGCAAGAUGCAGGCAUUGGCUGGAAGCAUACCAACUACCGUACAGGGCGUGCCGCACUCGUACGAUCUCGCGAAUUGGUGCUCCAGAGUAUUAUUACGGUCUCCAACUAUGAGUACAUUCUGAUGUUCCUGUUCAAUCAAGCGGGUGAGGUGACUUACGAAGUCCGAGCCACCGGCAUCUUAUCAACACAGCCCAUCGACCAUGAGCUAGACAAGGUCGGCACGUCUUUCGGAACCGUUGUUCACCCAGGUGUCCUUGCGGGACACCAUCAACACAUCUUCUCCCUGCGCGUCGAUCCCAUGAUCGAUGGACAUACCAACCAGCUGGUGUACUCGGAAGCGCAUAAGAUGCCGCGCGACCCCAAUUGGAACCCUCACGGUACAGGCUACGAAGUUAUCGACAAGAUCGUGGAGAAGACAUCGGGCCUUGACCUUGACUUUGACGUGAACCGCACGUUCAAGAUCACCAACCCCAACUCCCUCAAUCCCAUCAACGGGAAACCAGUGGCCUACAAGAUUAUGGCGCCGCCUUUCCAGAAGCUCAUGAGCGAUAACGACAGCUUCAACUACAAGCGCGCCGAGUUCGCGGACCACAACAUCUAUGUCACAACACACCGAGACCGGGAGCUUUACGCCGGCGGUUGGUAUACCAAUCAGUCUCGUGGAGGCACCGGUGUCAGGGGCUGGUCUGAGCGAAAUGAGACACUAACUGCCGAGUCCGACAUUGUGGUCUGGGUACAGUUUGGCAUCAACCAUGUGCCAAGAAUCGAAGACUUCCCCGUCAUGCCGGUCGAAAUUCUCAAGUUGCACCUCAAGCCUGUCAACUUUUUUGACAAGAACCCCGCGUUGGACGUGCCUCCUAGCGAGCAGAGCUUCAACAAGAGCACUCUGGUUGAAACUAGUAAGGUGACAAAGGAGGCUGACGGCUGUGGUUGUGAUGGCCCUGCGACGGCAUCGAAGCUAUAG